AUGGCGCUACAAGUCGACGUUCAUUCCAUACGAAAACACUUGCUCAACGCGACAACGCGAUUGACCAAACUCCAACUUUACCAGGCAGCCAAAUGGUCGGCCGAGGCCUUGAAUGGUUUACGCAAAUCCGCCAACGAUGACCCUCAAACCCCCAGUGCGCCCGCGCCUUUGCUUGGGCCGGAAGACCUAGAAGAUCAGGAGAAAUUGCUACUUGCCCAGGCAUACUUCAACUGCAAGGAGUUCCAACGAGCAGCGCAGGUGUUGGAGGAUUGCAAAAGCGGAGACGCGAUUUUUUUGAAAUUGUACUCGACGUUGAUCUCUAUUGACAAGCGAGAUAGUGACAAGGGGGACGGGUUGAUUAUUGCGCGGCUGCAGAGCCAAGUGAAUGUCAGUCGAGGGGCAAACGACUUGAACACGGACCAGGGCAAAACGGACAACCACGACACCAGCGCGGACUCGAAGCUAACCGAUGCCUUGAUGGAAUCGGAGAGCUAUUUGGCCUCGAAGGAAAACGCAUUCUUGUACUAUUUCAGCGGGAUGGUGUACAAGAGAAAGAAGUUGCAGCAGGAGGCCCAGAGGAGUCUAUACCAGUCGCUCCUCUUGUUUCCCUACAACUGGUCGUGCUGGAAAGAGUUGAUUGACUCCUUCACCACGUUUGAAGAAGCCAAGAACUUUGUUGCGAGGGCGGUCAAAAGGAACGAUAGCCUCUGCGGCACAGUCAUGUUCCAGUUUUUUGAGAUGACCAUUUUGCAGGAAGCACAAUCGCGGUCGCCUCGGUUGUUUCAGAUAAUAGACGAGCUCGAGGACCUUUUCCCCAAAAUGGUGUUUGUCAAGGAGAAGAGGUUUUUAACGUUGUACAAGAACCUUCAGUAUUUCGAGGCCGAGGCCAUCUUUGACGAGAUCUUGAUCGAGGACCCGCUUCGACUAGACGGACUAGAUACUUACUCCAACAUGUUGUACGUGAUGGAAAAGAAGGCCAAGUUGUCGUAUUUGGCGCAGUACGCGUCGCAAGUGGACAAGUUGCGGCCCGAAACGUGUUGCGUUUUAGCCAAUUACUACUCCAUCAACAGCGACCACGAAAAAUCCAUCAUGUACUACCGGCGCGCUUUGAUGUUGGACAAGGACUGCUUAAGCGCAUGGACGCUAAUGGGACACGAGUUUGUGGAGUUGAAAAACUCGCACGCCGCGAUUGAGUCCUACCGGAGAGCCGUCGACACCAAUCCGAAAGAUUUCCGGGCAUGGUACGGCUUGGGGCAAGCUUACGAGGUGUUGGACAUGCACUUGUACGCGCUUUUCUACUAUCAGAAAGCCACCAACCUUCAGCCUUUGGACAAGCGGAUGUGGCAAGCACUAGGGAACUGCUAUGAGAAGAUUGACCAGUUAGACGACGCGUUUAAGUCGUUCCAAAAGGCGUUGGACGUGGGCAAGUGUUCUCCUGGCGAUAUAGUGCUGGAUAAGCAUCUCACUACCGAAGACAGCAUGCAGUUGCAGUUGGGCGACGAUCACAGCGCCGAGUACCUGGUGGAGCCGCACAUUUGCUUUCGUCUCGCCAUGAUUCUGCAGAAGAAGGGCGACUUGAAAGCGACGCGCAAGUACAUGGAGCUCUGCUAUGCGCAAGAGAAGCACUGGGGUGCUGGGGACGAGGCGGCGCGGGCGAGAAUAUGGCUCGCCAAGGAUGCAUUGAGCAGUGGCGAUCCGCAAGCUGCAUACGAGAUGGUGAACAACUUGAAUUACGGCGGUGCUCACGAGGUGGAAGAAGCAAGAGCUAUCGCGAGGGAUGCUCGCAAUAGGAUGCCAAAGUAA
This is a messenger RNA of Lodderomyces beijingensis, 1803 nucleotides long. The record is from the annotation of a GenBank genome assembly. Lineage: Eukaryota; Fungi; Ascomycota; Pichiomycetes; Serinales; Debaryomycetaceae.